AAUACGACAUUUCGAAAUAAGAAUAGAGAAUGGAUUUACAUGAAAGAAUUUAAAUAUUUGGAAUUUGAUUCAUUAUACGAAAAUUAUGUUAAGAAACACAAUCAAAUUAUUAGCAAGUUAUUAAAUCCAAAACUUAAGAAAAAUAAUCCUCCGAAAGUAGUUGUUGUAAAACCUGAUAUGGUAACAGGAUAUGGAAACCGUUUCCCUGGAAUAGUUUGUGGAUUUUUGUAUGCAAUCAUUUCUGAUAGACUUUUCUUUAUUGAAGGCUACAAAAAUUUUGAUGAGUAUUUUCUGUUAGAUUUCAAUCAUAAUUGGAGUUCUAUUGAGAAUUUUUAUAAUAAAAAUUCUUCAAAAUAUUUACAUAAUAUUCGAGAUAAUGACUUUGCUUUAAUAACAAAGGGUAGCCUUAAGAAUGUUGACUCUUUUGAUAUUUUAUACGUUCGUACUUGGGAUUAUGUUUGUGCUCCUAUAAUAUCAAACCCUCAUUACAAGGAUUGGAUUGGUAGAAUAAUACCUGAUUAUAGAGUUUUCACUGCAAUUAGUUUAAGAUUAUUUAGAUUAAAAUUAACAUUUGUUGAUCAAGUAAAAAAUUUUAUAGAUAAUAAUUUUGGGGAUCAUAACAUAGGGGUUCAUAUAAGAUCAAGAAAAACUUCAUUAUAUAAAAUGGCAAUUCCUGUAGAACAUUAUUUUCAGGUUAUAAAAAUGCUUUUGGUGGGGAUUAAAGGAAAAAAUAUUUCAAUUUUUAUUGCUUCUGAUACAAAUGAAGAUCGUGAUAAAUUAGCUAAAUUACUUAAGCCUAGCAAUCACUUUAAUAAUAAUACAAUUAAUAUUGUAUAUGUGGAAAAUAAUAUGGAUAUUCGUAAUCCGGUGAAUUUUAAUCCUGGUACUGAAGCAAAUGCUAUUGUUGAUAUGAAGAUUCUUAGUUUUUGUGAUGAUAUGGUGAUUACUUAUGGUUCAUCUUUUGGUUUUAUUGCUGCUGGUUGGUCUUAUAAUGCCAUUAGUCGUCAAAGAGGUCCAUUUAUCCUUAUGCCUAUUAGAAACAAUUCUGAUGAUUUAUUUAUUAAUGAUAAAAUUUAUGUAUGGGGUGCUGGUUCAAGUGAACCAUGUAUGUAUUCAAGUAGAUUGUUGAUUGGGAAAGAAGAUAAAGAGACUGUAGAUAUUUUUAAAACAAAUCCAUUAUGGAUGCAUCAUAGUCAAUGUCAUUGGCCAAUAUAG
Messenger RNA from Dentiscutata erythropus, 1215 nucleotides. The record is from the annotation of a GenBank genome assembly. NCBI's taxonomy places the organism in Eukaryota, Fungi, Glomeromycota, Glomeromycetes, Diversisporales, Gigasporaceae.